CCUGGUUUGAAAGUGGCGGGUGAACUGAAAGCAAACCGCUGCAGCGAGCAGGGAAACAAAAUGGCCGCUUGUGUUGUUCAGUAGCUGUGUUUUAUUUUUAAGUGACAGCAGCCGAGAAGGAGUUUUGUUGUUCUUUUGUUAAUUUUAAUUAAACUGCGUGGAAGUUUGUUUUAUGUACAGGUGGAUUAAAGAACAUACUGACGAACAUUUUUCAAGUUUCCUGCUAAUAAAGAAAAGGCGUCUUCACUCAGCAUGACUAAAGAGGACGACAAAGUGAUUCUGGUCCGUGUGGCUCUCCGCUGCCGCCCUCUGGUUCCUAAAGAGCUGAAUGAAGGAUGCCAGAGCUGUCUAACCUUCGUGCCUGGAGAGCCACAGGUGGUUGUGGGCAACGAUAAAGCGUUCACGUACGACUACGUGUUUGAUCCGACUACAGAGCAGGAGGAAGUGUUCAACACGGCCGUCUCGCCUUUACUCUCGGGCCUCUUCAAAGGUUAUAAUGCCACGGUGCUCGCGUACGGCCAGACAGGCUCAGGAAAGACCUUCUCCAUGGGAGGCACCUACACCUCGGCGCAGGAGAACGAGCCCACCGUCGGCGUCAUCCCCAGAGUGGUUCGGAAAAUCUUUCAGGAAAAAGAAAAGAGGACCGACUGCGAAUUCCUCCUCUCUGUGUCCUAUCUCGAGAUUUACAAUGAAGAGAUUUUGGAUCUCCUGUGUACAUCGAAGGACAAACCGGUUAUUAGCAUCAGAGAAGAUCCAAAGGAAGGCAUCAAAAUCGUAGGUCUGACGGAGAGCGAGGUGUCCACCGCUGAGGAGAUGGUGGGCUGUCUGGAGACGGGGAACUCGGCUCGUACCGUGGGCUCCACGGCCAUGAACGCCGCCUCGUCCCGUUCCCACGCCAUCUUCACCAUCAGCCUGGAGCAGCGCCGCGGCGGCGACAAAAAUGAUGCCAUAGUCUCCAAACUGCACUUGGUGGAUCUCGCUGGAUCGGAGCGGCAGAAGAAGACUAAAGCUGAAGGAGAUCGUCUGAAAGAGGGAAUCAGCAUAAACCGAGGCCUGCUGUCUUUGGGAAACGUGAUCAGCGCGCUCGGAGACGAGAGCAAAAAGGGCACGUUCGUACCUUACAGAGACUCCAAGCUGACUCGUCUGCUGCAGGACUCCUUAGGAGGGAACAGUCACACGUUAAUGAUCGCAUGCGUCAGUCCGGCCGACUCGAACAUCGAGGAGACCAUCAACACGCUGCGUUACGCAGACCGCGCACGGAAGAUCAAGAACAAACCGGUUCUCAACGUGGAUCCUCGAGCCGCUGAAAUGAAACGGCUCAAGCAGCAGGUGCAAGAGCUUCAGGUGAUGUUGUUGCACGCUCGAGGAGGCGUGGCUCCUGUUCUUUCAGGGUCCGAGGAAACCGAGAACGUUUCGAAGAUUCUGGAGCGUAAUCGCAGUCUGCAGGAGGAGAACAGCAAGCUGAGUCGAGAGCUGAGCGAGGCCGUAGGACAGACUGCCCUCAUGUGCGAAAGGAUCAUCGUGACGGAGCAAGUCAACGAGAAACUUCAGAGCAAAUUAGAGGAACUGAAGCAGCACGCUGCGUGUAAAGUGGACCUUCAGAAGAUGGUGGAGACCCUGGAGGAUCAGGAGCUGAAGGAGAACGUGGAGGUCAUCCGAAGCCUUCAGCAUCUCAUCCUAGAGCUACAACACGAGAGUGCAGGGAUCGCAGCCACCAUCGAUGCUAUGACCUCGGGAAAUUCCACGACUCUGGAGGUCGAGGCGGAGGGCGGCACCGCAGACGCGAGCCGCAGUCCUGCCACCUGCUCACCUGUGGCCAGCAACGCUGAAGCUCAGGCCAAAGACUCCCCUGAGACGUUCACUACCCAGCAUGCUCUGAGGCAGGCUCAGAUGUCCAAGGAGCUCAUUGAGCUCAAUAAGGUCCUCGCACUUAAAGAGGCUUUUGUCAAGAAAAUGUGUCAGAAUGACAGUCACUUGGAGCCUAUGCAGUCCGAAUAUCAGGAGAACAUCAAAAACCUCCAGGCUGAGGUUGGAUCCCUACAGAAAGAGAAGGAAGACCUGAUCCUCGCACUGCACUCUGCUAAGAAAGACACCAAUCAAGCAAAGUUGAGCGAGCAGCGCAGGAAGAGGUUACAGGAGUUGGAAGGGCAGAUGACGGAGCUGAAGAAGAAACUCCAGGAUCAGUCCAAGCUUCUGAAGCUUAAAGAGUCGUCAGUGCGCAGCGUCGCUAAGCUUAAUCAGGAGAUUCAGGCGAUGAAGGCCCAGCGAGUGCAGCUGAUGAGGCAGAUGAAGGAGGACUCUGAGAAAUUCCGUAUAUGGAAGCAGAAGAAAGAUAAAGAAGUUUUGCAGCUGAAAGAAAAGGAUCGUAAACGUCAGUACGAGAUGCUGAAGCUGGAAAGGGAUUUCCAGAAACAGGCGAACGUCCUGCGACGCAAAACCGAGGAGGCUGCUGCAGCUAAUAAACGCCUGAAGGACGCGCUUCAGAAAAGAAGCGAAGUCGCCGAGAAACGCAAAGACACUCAGAACCGCGGUAUGGAGGGAAUCGCGAGCAGAGUCAAGGCCUGGCUGCUGAAUGAGGUGGAGGUGCUGGUGAGUACGGAGGAGGCUCGUCGCCACCUACAGGACCUGCUUGAGGACAGGAAGAUGUUAGCUGAGGAGAUCGCACAACUCCGCCAGCAGAUGGAGUCUGGAGAGAAACCUGUGGCUAAAGUCCGCCGCCGCACUCUGACCAUCUCCGAGCUGGAGGGUAAAGGAGAGCUGGAGGCUUCCAUCAGUAAACAAGUGGACAACCUGGAGACUGAGAUGGACCUCAGGAGUGCUCAGAUCGCCGACCUGCAGCAGAAGGUUCUGGACGCUGAUAACGAAGGCCGAAUGAAGCAGCGCUGGGACUCGGUCACCACCAUCGUGGAGGCGAAGAGUGCCUUGAAAAUUCUCAUGUCUGAGGUUGUAGCCUCCAAGACGGCGAACGCGAAGCUGGAGAGCGAGCUGAAGCAGGAGCGUGCGAACCACGUGGACCUGCAGAAGGUGCUGUGUGACGAGAGGAAGCUGAUGUCUGCUAUGGACAUGGAGCACCAGAGCCGUCUUGUGGAGCUCGAGCAGAGACACCAGGAAAAGGUUCUUUAUCUCCUCAGUCAGCUACAGAACAAACCCGUGAAGGAGGAAGAGGAGGAAGAUGAGGAAAAGCACGAGACGUCGAAGAGGGAGAGAGAGCUGCUACAGCGUUUGAAGUUUCAGGAGGAGGAGCUUCAGAAGAUGCGCGAACUCACCGAGCAAAACCAGAAACUCCUGGAAGAACUCGAACAAUACAAACAGAAAUUACUUCUGGCUCAGCUGACUAGCGCAAAGAAAGUAGCUCCGGCAGCAAACGAGUCGCCGGACACGUCGUUCGAAUAUAUUCCUCCUAAGCCGAAAGCCAAACUGUCCACGGCGAGAGCGCCUCUGCAGGAACCCUCCAUCGACCUGGACGAGCUGGUGUCUCCAUCGGAGUCUGAGAAGGAGGAGGAGGAGUGGCUUCCGGAGAAGAAAGAGAGAAGCAGACGAGGCUCUAAGAAGUCUAAAAUGACUGGGUGCGCGUGUAAGGGCCGAUGCGUCAAUAAACUGUGCCGCUGCCGCAAAGGACGGAUGACGUGCGGCGAGAACUGUCUCUGUGACCACGAGAAGUGUCGCAACAUGGACAACCGUGCCAGCAUGGAUGUUGCUGAGAUAAAUGACGUGUCCAAAGACACUGUUUCUGUUCCUGAAGACCCCACAGCUGUAAGCCCUCGAGAUGCCACCUUCUUCAGACCCCCUUGUGUUCCUCCAACUAAAAAGGAAAUCGGAGACAUUAGCAACUUGUCGUCAGUUCUGAAGCUGGAGAAGAAGCCGGUUCCUGCUGAGCUGGACAGCGACAGUGAGGAGUCUGAAGAGUCCAUCAUGCCCAGCUUUCUGCGCAAGAACAAGCGAGGUCUGAACAAUUUCAAGAACAGCUUCUUCUCCGGCUGCACUCCCGUCCGCGAGGAAUCCUGAAGCCGCCGGAAGACCGGAACACGCUCCUGCUCUCCCUCUCUCUCUCUCUCUCUUCCCUUUCCUUCCGUCUGUUUUGUCUUUUUUUCAUGUGAUGAUCUUUCUUUUAAAACCUUCUCGAGAACGUCUUCUGUCUGUCAGCGUGUUCUUUUAAACCUAGCUCCUUAACCUAACACUAUAGUUUCGGUCAUGUGACUUUUUUCAAACCGUACCUAACUGUAGUAAAGUAAUUGUUUAAAUCAAUAAAUGAAGUUUUGUUGAAUUGAA
This is a messenger RNA of Pangasianodon hypophthalmus (striped catfish), 4269 nucleotides long. RefSeq names its product kinesin family member 4 (gene kif4). Gene Ontology annotation, biological process: mitotic spindle organization; microtubule-based movement. Bases 253 to 4005 code for a protein of 1250 amino acids. The record is from RefSeq and is a predicted model, not a curated record. Gene Ontology annotation, molecular function: ATP binding; microtubule motor activity; microtubule binding. The transcript is spliced from 31 exons. NCBI's taxonomy places the organism in Eukaryota, Metazoa, Chordata, Actinopteri, Siluriformes, Pangasiidae.